AUGAACCCCAGCCCGCCGUUCGGGGCCCGGCCGGCCGGAUCCCCCCGGGUCGUAGCCCGGGCGGGCGCGCGGCGCAACGAGAGCCAGGACUACCUGCUGCUGGACGCCGAGCCCGGGGAGGACGGCUGCGCGCAGCCCCCGCUGCCGCCCUGCGUCUACCCCAGCGUCCGAGGCACCGACAACAGACUGGCCCACCGGCGGCAGACAAUUCUCCGGGAGAAGGGGAGAAGGUUAGCUAAUCGAGGACCAGCGUACAUGUUUAAUGAUCGCUCCACAAGCCUGUCUGUGGAGGAGGAGCGCUUUUUAGAUGCAGCUGAAUAUGGCAACAUCCCAGUGGUGAGAAAGAUGCUAGAAGAAUGCCUCUCCCUCAAUGUCAACUGUGUGGAUUACAUGGGCCAGAAUGCCCUGCAGUUGGCCGUGGCCAAUGAGCAUCUGGAAAUCACAGAACUUCUACUCAAGAAAGAAAACCUCUCUCGAGUGGGGGACGCCUUGCUUCUGGCUAUCAGCAAAGGUUAUGUUCGGAUAGUGGAAGCCAUCCUCAGUCAUCCCGCUUUUGCUGAAGGAAAGAGGUUAGCAACCAGCCCCAGCCAGUCUGAACUCCAGCAAGAUGACUUUUAUGCCUACGAUGAGGAUGGGACCCGCUUCUCCCAUGACGUGACUCCAGUCAUUCUGGCCGCCCACUGCCAGGAAUAUGAAAUUGUGCACACCCUCCUGCGGAAGGGUGCCCGGAUUGAACGGCCUCAUGACUAUUUCUGCAAGUGCAGUGAAUGCAACCAGAAACAGAAACAUGACUCCUUUAGCCACUCCAGGUCUAGGAUUAAUGCCUACAAAGGCCUGGCGAGUCCAGCUUACCUGUCUUUGUCCAGCGAAGACCCGGUCAUGACGGCUUUAGAGCUUAGCAAUGAGCUGGCAGUGCUGGCCAACAUUGAGAAAGAGUUCAAGAAUGACUAUAAAAAACUGUCGAUGCAGUGCAAAGAUUUUGUUGUUGGGCUCCUUGAUCUGUGCAGAAAUACAGAAGAAGUGGAGGCCAUUCUGAACGGGGAUGUUGAAAUACACCACAGUGGCAGAGACCACAGUCGUCCAAAUCUCAGCCGUUUAAAGCUUGCCAUUAAAUAUGAAGUAAAAAAAUUUGUAGCCCAUCCAAACUGCCAGCAGCAGCUCCUCUCCAUCUGGUAUGAGAACCUCUCAGGCCUGCGGCAGCAGACGAUGGCAGUCAAGUUCCUCGUGGUCCUUGCUGUUGCCGUGGGACUGCCCUUCCUGGCUCUCAUUUACUGGUUUGCUCCAUGCAGCAAGAUGGGGAAGAUCAUGCGUGGACCAUUUAUGAAGUUUGUAGCACACGCAGCCUCAUUCACCAUUUUUCUGGGACUGCUAGUCAUGAAUGCAGCUGACAGAUUUGAAGGCACCAAACUGCUCCCUAAUGAAACCAGCACAGAUAAUGCAAAGCAGCUGUUCAGGAUGAAAACAUCUUGCUUCUCAUGGAUGGAGAUGCUCAUCAUAUCCUGGGUAAUAGGCAUGAUAUGGGCUGAAUGUAAAGAAAUUUGGACUCAAGGCCCCAAGGAAUAUUUGUUUGAGUUGUGGAAUAUGCUUGAUUUUGGUAUGUUAGCGAUUUUUGCAGCAUCAUUCAUUGCAAGAUUCAUGGCAUUUUGGCACGCUUCCAAAGCUCAGAGCAUCAUUGAUGCAAAUGAUACUUUGAAAGACUUAACAAAAGUCACAUUGGGAGACAAUGUGAAAUACUACAAUUUGGCCAGGAUAAAGUGGGACCCCUCUGAUCCUCAAAUUAUAUCUGAAGGUCUUUAUGCAAUUGCUGUGGUUUUAAGUUUCUCCAGAAUAGCUUAUAUCUUACCAGCAAAUGAAAGCUUUGGGCCUCUGCAGAUAUCACUUGGAAGGACAGUAAAAGACAUCUUCAAGUUCAUGGUCAUCUUCAUCAUGGUGUUUGUGGCCUUCAUGAUUGGAAUGUUCAACCUCUACUCCUACUACAUUGGUGCAAAACAAAAUGAAGCCUUUACCACAGUCGAGGAGAGUUUUAAGACACUGUUCUGGGCUAUAUUUGGACUUUCUGAAGUGAAAUCAGUAGUCAUCAAUUAUAAUCACAAAUUCAUUGAAAACAUCGGUUAUGUUCUUUAUGGCGUCUAUAAUGUUACAAUGGUCAUUGUUUUGCUAAACAUGUUAAUUGCAAUGAUCAACAGUUCAUUCCAGGAGAUUGAGGAUGAUGCCGAUGUGGAAUGGAAAUUUGCAAGGGCCAAGCUUUGGUUUUCCUAUUUUGAGGAGGGAAGGACUCUUCCUGUUCCCUUCAACCUGGUGCCAAGUCCGAAGUCCCUGUUUUAUCUCUUACUGAAGCUUAAGAAAUGGAUUUCCAAGCUGUUCAGAUGUCAUAAAAAGGGUUUCCAGGAGGAUACUGAGAUGAACAAGAGAAAUGAAGAAAAGAAAUUUGGGAUUUUGGGAAGUCAUGAAGACCUUCCAAAAUUAUCACUUGACAGAAAACAGCUUGAGCAGAAUAAAGGAUCAAGUUUAAGAAGUUCAGAAGAUUUCCAGUUAAAUAGUUUCAGUAAUCCUCCAAGGCAGUAUCAGAAAAUAAUGAAGAGGCUCAUUAAAAGAUAUGUUCUGAAAGCCCAGAUCGAUAAGGAAAGUGACGAAGUGAAUGAAGGGGAACUGAAGGAAAUUAAGCAGGACAUCUCAAGUCUCCGCUAUGAACUCCUGGAAGAAAAAACUCAGAAUUCAGAAGAUCUAGCAGAACUGAUUAGAAAACUCGGGGAGAAAUUAUCAUUGGGACCAAAACAAGAGGACAGCAAGAGAUAA
Pipistrellus nathusii (Nathusius's pipistrelle) is the source of this 2796-nucleotide messenger RNA. The record is from the annotation of a GenBank genome assembly. Lineage: Eukaryota; Metazoa; Chordata; Mammalia; Chiroptera; Vespertilionidae.